Messenger RNA from Gadus chalcogrammus (walleye pollock), 2599 nucleotides. RefSeq names its product transcription factor Jun-like. Gene Ontology annotation, cellular component: transcription regulator complex. Gene Ontology annotation, biological process: regulation of cell cycle; regulation of transcription by RNA polymerase II; regulation of cell population proliferation. The coding region runs from base 346 to 1317 and encodes 323 amino acids. Gene Ontology annotation, molecular function: DNA-binding transcription factor activity, RNA polymerase II-specific; transcription factor binding; RNA polymerase II cis-regulatory region sequence-specific DNA binding. The record is from RefSeq and is a predicted model, not a curated record. The transcript has a single exon. Lineage: Eukaryota; Metazoa; Chordata; Actinopteri; Gadiformes; Gadidae.
CGCAGCUUAGAGGUGGAUAAAGUUCGUCUCCACGUUGGAAGUGAAAGAAAGUACUAUACCGAUCCCCACUUUUAAUGUCUAUAUGGAAAGAUAGCAUCGCCGGAGCAUUUUCAAAUUGAAAACAAGUGAUGUUUAUCUUUCUGGGAACCUUAUUUCGGUGAUGACCAUCUUAUUUUAAAGAAAGUUUUUUUUUUAUAGGACACCGAAAGUUGUCAAGUAAGUAGCAUUUAAAGACAAUAGACGGACUCCGUCCAGACGACUUUUGUAGACAUUUGAUGCUCGAAACAGUCGAGGUAAUAACUGAAGAUAUUAGCCUACAGAACUGUGUAACAACGCCUAUGCCUUAUGCCUACCAAGAUGGAAGCAACAUUUUACGACGAGUCUGUAAAAGCCGCUAAUUCUCAGCACGACGGAAUGACGGGAGGGUACGGAUUCAACCCGAAGACCCUCAAACAGACCAUGACGUUGAACCUCAACGACCCAAAGAAUUACAAACCCGGGCUCCGCUCCAAGGCCAUCGACAUCCUGACGUCUCCCGACGUCGGAUUGCUGAAACUGGCCUCGCCUGAGUUGGAGAGACUAAUCAUCCAGUCGUGCACCGGGCUGACGACUCCCACCCCGACCCAGUUCAUAUGUCCCAAAAACAUCACGGACGAGCAGGAGGGCUUCGCCGACGGUUUCGUCCGCGCCCUGGCAGAGCUCCACUACCAACAGAUGCCCAACAUGAGCGCCGACGCACAGACCAAUGUGCCAAGCGCCAUGGGCGCCGUGGCGCAGAGCGCGUCCGAGGAGGGCGGCGUACAAUACAGCUGCACGGUGCGCCCCGAGCACCCACCGGAAUAUACCAACUUGGGCACUUUCAGUCGGGCUGAUGGCUCUGCGUCGGCACCUACUGGCGAAAGACAGAUCUCCUCUUCGAACUAUCCCACCGCGCAGUCCUCCCAGAGUCGACUCGAAGCCCAGCUGGCGGCGCAGCACGCACGGCUACAGGCGUUCAAAGAGGAGCCCCAGACGGUGCCCGAGAUGUCCGGCGACUCCCCGCCGCUGUCGCCCAUCGACAUGGUGAGCCAGGAGCGGAUCAAAGCCGAGAGGAAGCGCAUGAGGAACAGAGUCGCGGCGUCCAAAUGCCGGAAAAGGAAGUUGGAGAGGAUCUCUCGGCUGGAGGACCGGGUGAAAAACCUUAAAACCCAACACACCGAGUUGGUGUCCUCCGCAAACGUGCUCCGGGACGAGCUGGCCUUGCUGAAGCAGAAGGUGAUGGACCACGUGAACAGCGGCUGCCAGCUGAUCCUCACCCAGCAGGUCGGGACGUACUGAGGGCCAGGGCGACAUGGACCCGGCGUGGGGGGGUGGGUGUGCACUUCACUAACCCUUCACAACGAGACAGUUCAGCGUGUGUUGGGGGACCAACACGCAGCUCCGAGUGGCGUGUCGUGCACCCUGACAGAAUGGAGACAGAAUAAACUUUUUUGGAGUCAUGUUAACUCCCAGCAUUACAGGCCUGGUCCCACUUGUCUUCCAGUUUCUAUUUACUGUCCAUGCGUUCGGUUCUUCUACCACUUCUCUUCUCUCACCAGCGACCAUUUGUACAGAGCACGAUAACGUUUCCUACCUUUUACACGGGAAGAACGACUAGAGGUGUUUACUGACAACUUGCCUUGUUUUCUUAACUUUUACAUCGAUACAAAUUGUAAUAUAGACGUAGCGUCGAUUAGACCCAAACUGUUACUUUUUACUAUUUUUAUGCAGUCAUUUUGAGCACUUCAGCAUUUGUAAAUAUGAUGUAAUAAACAUUAGACACAUAUAUGACCUGUGGAUACGUAUUGCAUUAUUACGUGAAAUCUUUCUAUUGGAAAAUGAUCAUUAAACGAGUCCUAGUUUAGGGCGGGCAGACGUGGAGUCACCCUCCCAGUGUUAUGGUUGGAGAGUCUGCUCGGCUGACGAUUGGACAGCGAUGUGUCGGAAGGAUGCCAAAUAUGGCAAGGGUGCCCUGGAGACACGCAGCGUACGCACUAAGUGUGUGGGCGUGGUCUCUUGCGUGAUCCUGGCAAGGAGAAUAAAACAAACAAUAGGCCAAGUCGAAGAGCUUUUAUUCCAAAGUAAUUGUACUGAAAAUAAAAAAACAUGUUCCUGAUACAAGAUGCAUCAUGAAUGAUAUAUAUACAAAACGUUUACAAAAAAAUAAUCUUAGCUGUACUGGAUUUUAGUAGGCAACUAAAUGGAAGGGCAUUUUGCCUUUACACAACAUACAUGUAUUUACACCCAUUUAGACCACACCCGUACAACUAGUGAAGUGACUGGUGUAUAUAUAUAUAGAACUAGACACCAUAAUCACCAUGUUUCAAGUGAUGCCCGAAUUGAUCAAUGCAGCUCAUGUAAAUCUAAAUCUAUUGUCUGUCAUGGAAAUCACACUUACACAUAUAUAUAUAUAUACACAGACACACACCCCGACUACACCUGCCAGGUGUGGUGAAGGAUACCUUUACCUGCUCAUUAGGUACACAAGUGGGUCUUUCCUAUAACAUGGCAUGUGCCAACACUUACAGGUCACCCAUUAUUUACAACGUUUGUAUCAUCAGCUGACUUGAAAAACGUAUUG